Molecule: messenger RNA, 1941 nt
Organism: Labeo rohita (rohu)
Lineage: Eukaryota; Metazoa; Chordata; Actinopteri; Cypriniformes; Cyprinidae
Gene: raly
Product: RALY heterogeneous nuclear ribonucleoprotein
Exons: 10
Coding region: 191-1012 (273 amino acids)
Cellular component (GO): nucleus
Molecular function (GO): RNA binding
Source: RefSeq, a predicted model, not a curated record
CGCCGCUGACAGCUCCUCCUCACACUCUCUCACUCUCUCUUGUUGCUCUUUCCACAUUUUUGCUCUCUGACAUUUUCACCGGAUCCCUCACGCACUCCAGGUCACAAGCACUGGGACCAAGCAGUAUAUCCGCAUCCGUCUCCUGGUCACAGAAGAGAUCUGAGAGAUUGCUGUUCACAUUUGAACCAAGAUGUCGCUGAAAGUCCAGACGAGCAACAUUACCAACAAAAAUGACCCCAAAUCGAUCAACUCGCGCGUGUUUAUCGGCAACCUGAACACAGCGGUGGUGAAAAAGAGCGACGUCGAGACCAUCUUCUCCAAAUACGGCCGAGUGCUGGGCUGCUCGGUUCACAAAGGCUACGCCUUCGUUCAGUACGCCAACGAGAGACACGCUCGCGGAGCCGUCAUCGGAGAAAACGGACGCGUGCUUGCUGGACAGACCCUCGAUAUUAACAUGGCAGGUGAACCCAAACCCAACAGGCCUAAAGGACUAAAGAGAACCGCAGCAACAUUAUACAGUGGUUAUGAUUUUGACUAUGAUUACUACAGAGAUGACUUCUAUGACAGACUGUUUGAGUACCGAGGCAGAGUAUCGCCGGUGCCAAGAGCGGUUCCAGUAAAGCGCCCCCGUGUGGCAGUGCCGGUCGUCCGCAGGGUGAAGUCAUUACCUGUCAAACUCCUGACCAGAUCCACUAUACUUCCCAACAGCUCUGUCAAACACAAGUUGAAAUCAACCGAGCUGCAAGCCAUCAAGUCAGAACUGACGCAGAUCAAGUCCAACAUCGACGCACUGCUGGGACGUCUUGACCAGAUCACAGAGGACAAAUACUGUGCCACAGAGUUUCAGAAAGCAGAUGAAAUGAAGAGCGAACUGUCUCAGGACGACUCGGGCUCGGAGUCAGAGGAACUGCAGCACAGUGAUGUGGAGGAGGGCGAGGAGCACACACACGAGGAGUGUGACGAAGACAUGGAAAACAAUCACAUAUCUGAAAUGGAUUCCAUUCUUCAAUAAAAGCAGGGAGUUGGAAGACACUGUCAACUGGAAACUUUUUUAAUACCACAGACUCAGCGGGAAGACACUGAAACCAAUAGGCGCCGUCAAACUCCAGCAUCAGCUGUCAACGAGACGGACAGCUAAACUAGCUGUUUGGUAGGAGGAGGGGACGUCCCCUAAACCAGGAAUCCAUUACAAAAAGGCCACAGUUCCAGAGAGCAACAACAUCACACACGCGACAACAGAAGGGGAUCAAUUUCACAGACGUUCUGCAUUCAUGCUCCCCGCAAAACACUAUUAACAUGCAUUUUUUUUCUACACAUUUGGGCGCCUCAUAUGUAAAUAGCCUCAUCCUAUUUCCGUCCUUCCUUCUUUCAUGUCUGUUCGUGCUUUUUGGGAAAUGUUUUUCAUUUUAUUUAUAUGCCAGUCGGGAUCAGAAAGGUUGGCUAUUUUUAAUUACACGUGCAUAUUUCUUCUGCUUGCACUUUCGAGACUGCAAGAGAUAUUUACAGAUGUAAAUAAACUAUGAUGACUUGUGAAACGUCUUUCUUCAUGCGUUUAAAUGUUGCCCGCUUGGAAUGCUAAUACAUUGGCUAAUCUUUGUCGAAUAUACUCUUUUCCUUUAAGACAAGAGAUUUAUUCAGACUAGAUUUGCCACUUCUUGAAAUACAGGCACAACUCGCUUUGAGGUCUGGAUGGGAGAGAACGUUCAGUCUGUAGUAGAAAGACUGAAAAAAAGAAGCCACAAACGACAAUCACUGAAGUCCAAAACAUUUAAAAGAACACCACAAUUGCCUCAUUAGAAAGAGCAGAUCCAGUGGAUGCUGUUGAUACAAUUAGUAGUAAAACUGAGUCUGUUUUCUAAAUGCAUGUUUUCUUCUUUUCAUUUGUUUCUUUUUCUAAAAUUGAAUUCAUAAUGUUUAAUAAGACUGUCAUAAUUAGACAUU